AUGAAAAACAUGGCACAGCUUGACACCAGGAGCUCCCGUAUAUCGCUACUGGCUUUCCUAGCUGAUGUGAUCCCAGAUUAUCUGGAUGCCAUCAAGCGGAACGAUUUGUUGGGAUGGUGGCCUCGUUUUUUGGCAGUGCUGCAUGAGCAGUUUGAUGCAGCAGAUAUUCUUCGGUUGCUAGGGAAAGAUUCUGGUUCAGAUUUGCACACCGUUCUCGAAUCAUGGUUCGACUGCCGUGGUGGAAAACUGGAAAAGGAAGCUUCUUCCUGCGAUAUCGUACACAUGGGAAUGACCAGACCAUUUAUGUCUCAUCCGGGCUUCAAUAGUCAGGAUGUCGUGGACAUCGUGGACAACGACAGUUGUAUCUACCUUGGCAGAAGACACCGGAUUUUCAAUAUCAAUGAGGAGCCGAUCGCUGCCCAACAUGCAGGCCCAAGAUGUGUUAGAUGGAAGGAUGAGGAGGAAUGUAUCUAUCUGGGUACGAGGCACCAGGUUUUCGAUGUGGAUGCAGAACCGAUCCCUCGCCGAUGCCGUGCAGGAAGACGUAGCCACAAGUGA
Desarmillaria tabescens is the source of this 558-nucleotide messenger RNA. RefSeq lists its product as uncharacterized. The transcript has 3 exons. The coding region runs from base 1 to 558 and encodes 185 amino acids. NCBI's taxonomy places the organism in Eukaryota, Fungi, Basidiomycota, Agaricomycetes, Agaricales, Physalacriaceae. The record is from RefSeq and is a predicted model, not a curated record.